CUUCAGGUACCCAAUGCAUGUACCUCUACAGAUUGUAGGUGUCACCAUCCUCAGACCCCUAAGGCAGAAGGCUAGGUGGUCUGGGGGGAGCUUCAGCCCUCAGUUCCCCGUUGUGGGUCAGUGAGGGCUCUGUUUAAUACUCAGAGAUAUCAGACCUGGGAAACUUGUCUUUCCAGUAAUCCGCUAAAACAAUUACAAUCAGAUCCCUAUCAGAAUUGCCUUUGCAUUAUAAUAGCCACCUUGUUCCCUGUAGGGAUGAAAGCCCAAGACCGUGGAUCUCAUAUACUUGGCUGGAGCUGGUUCUGUAUUUUUAGUCCAGUUUUGGGAAGUCAGGGAAGGAGUUUUGGUCCCUGGGUUUUUUGUAGCUGCUUCUCUCAGGGCAGGAGAAUGGGUUAGGAAAAGACAAAAAACAAACAAACAAACCGCAUAGCACUUCACUCUCUGGCCUAGGAAAUUCCAACGUUAAUGAAGCCGCCUGGGAAGGGGAGGGUAGGGAUCAGAUAGAUAGGAGAGAGUAGCACCCAGGAAUAUAGACAAAGUUACUUAUCUUGCUUGGUGAUGACUGUUUUAUCUGAGAUUCCCGAGGGGUGUGUAGCCUGUGUGCGUUGGCUGGAUCGAGAUUGCCCCCAAGGGUCAGGCCCAUGUCCUGUGCUUGUGCUGUGUCAGAAGCUGUGGUCAGUUCCUCCGCUCCCAGUCCAAAGCCCAGUGCCAAGGGUCCCUGGUUGGGAUGCCGCACUCCAGGCUUCAAAACCAGUUGCUGCCUCCCAGUGACUUCUCCUCCUGUCAGCUGCGUCGCUGCGCUGUCUGCAUGCACUGGCUGGGCGUCCCCCGAGGUCACUUCAGGAGACUAGGGCUGCGUCCAGUGUUUGCGCCGUCUCAGGAUGCCGUGCUCAGCUCCCCUACGCCCAGUCCUAAGCCCAGCGCCAAGGUUUUCUGACUGGGACGCUGGCUCCCGGCUCCGAAAACAGUCUCUGCUUCCCCGUGGUUGCUUGUUCUCUCUUUAGCCGCGUCAGUGUGCAGCGUGGUUGCACUGGCUGAGUCUCUGUCACUGAGGUCAACUCUUUAGAUCUGUGUUCGAUGGUCAGGGUUCAUAGAUUGUCAUGUAUGCAAUCGAUUCACUUCUUUUUCCGAGUCUUUGUUGCAAGAGGGAUCCGAGGUAGCUUCUAUCUAGUCAGCCAUCUUGGCCCCGCCUCCAUUACCUUUGCUUUUACUGGCUUGUGUUUCCCUAUUUUGGAGCCCUGGUAGCACAGUGGUUAAAGCGCUUGGCUAUUAAACAAAAGUUUAGUGGUUUGAACCAGCACAGCUCUGUGGGAGCCCGGGAGGAAGCCAGAAACCUGUUACUUCCUGCUUACUCAACACUGUUUCCUCUCCAUCCUUGUUCUAUUUCAGGUGUCAAGUGUGGUACAGGGAGAACCAGUACAGUCCAGGCAGUUGGGCGCUUACGGUGACCGUCCUGCACAUCUGUUAAUCACAAGUACAAUUUUAACUUCUCUGAUUAGUGUGUGGACCAAACAUUAUUCAUCUGCUUCCAGAUUGCCCGGUGCCCUGCUUGCACUUACAUUGCUCUUACUGACAUGGGUUCUUGGGCUAAGAGUCAACGUUCUCUCAAAAAUUCUAGAAGCCGGAGCAAGGAAAUGGACUCGGUGGUCAUUGAGGAUGUGGCUGUGGUCUUUAGCCAGGAAGAGUGGGCUUUGCUGGAUCUUGCUCAGAGGAAGCUCUACAGGGAUGUAAUGAUGGAAACCUUCAGAAACCUGGCCUCUGUGGUCUCUCAAAACCUUAAUGAUGGAGAGAUAUUAUUCAGUGAACAUGUAAUGGUGCAAUUCAUGAAGAAAAACACCUGGUCCUCCAUAUUAGGAGAAGUGUCUAAAUUGUAUGGCAAUAAAGAUCAGCAUAAAAUCUGGAAGAGACAUUUGAGAUCUCACACUGAAUGCAAUACCUGUCAGUCUAAGGAAUGUGAAGAAGUAUGCAAUUGUCCCUCUCACGUAACCACUCCUAUGAGAACUCGUGCUGGAAAGAAAUCCCGUAAAUGUAAGGUAUGUGGGAAAGUCUUAAUUUGUAUCUCAACCCUUCAGAAUUCUGUGACAGCACUCACUGGUGAGAAACAAUAUGAAUGUAGCAAAUGUGGGAAAGAUUUGUGUAGUUUUUCAUCCCUUUGGACACAUGUGAGAGGUCAUAGGCAUAAAUGUAAAGAAUGUUGUCAGACCGUUAAUCAUCCUUCAUCCCUCAUUUUACAUAAAAAAUUUCAUAAUAGAGAUAAGCCUUGUGAACGUAAUGAAUGUGGAAAAGCAUUUAGUGAGGCCUCAUCCUUUUCUCAACAUACAAGAGCUAACAGUGGAGAGAGGCCUUAUGAAUGUAAGGAGUGUGGGAAAGCCUUUAGUCAAGCCUCAUCCCUUAGUCAACAUACAAGGGUUCACACUGGAGUGAGGCCGUAUAAAUGCAAGGAAUGUGGGAGAGCAUUUACGUGUUCCUCGUACCUCACUAAACAUGUAAGAAUUCACAGUGGAGAGAGGCCAUUUGAGUGUAAGCAAUGUGGAAAAACAUUUUGUUAUUCCUAUCACCUAUCUGAACACAUAAGAAUUCACAGUGGAGAGAAACCUUAUAAAUGUAAUCAGUGUGGGAAAGCCUUCAAUCAGUCAUCACACCUCACUGUACAUACAAGAAUUCACAGUGGAGAGAGGCCUUAUGAAUGUAAGGAAUGUGGGAAAGGCUUUAGUUGUUCUUCAGUCCUCACUACCCAUAUAAGAACUCACACUGGAGAGAGGCCCUAUAAAUGUAAGGAAUGUGGGAAAGCAUAUAGGCAAGUCUCACACUUCAUGAAACAUAGAAGAACAGCUCAUACUGAAGAGAGGCCUUUUGAAUGUAAGGAAUGUGGGAAAGCAUUUAGUGAUUCCUCAAACCUCCCAACACAUAUAAAAACUCACAGUGUAGAGAGACCUUAUGAUUGUAAGGAAUGUGGGAAAACUUUUACUCUUUCCUCCUAUCUCUUUCAACACAUAAGAAUUCACAGUGGAGAGAGGCCUUUUGAAUGUAAGGAAUGUGGAAAAACAUUUAGUUAUUCCUCACACCUCGCUAGACAUAUAACAAGUCACAGUGGAGAAAGACCUUAUGAAUGUAAGGAAUGUGGGAAAACCUUUACUCGUUCCUCCUAUCUCUCUGAACACAUAAAAAUGCACCGUGGAGAGAGGCCUUUUAAAUGUAAGCAGUGUGGGAAAACUUUUAGUUAUUCCUCACAAUUCACUAGACAUAUAACAACUCACAGUGGAGAAAGACCUUAUGUAUGUAAGGAAUGUGGGAAAUUCUUUAUUCAUUCCUCACGUCUCACUAGACAUAUAACAAUUCACAGUGGAGAAAGACCUUUGAAUAUAAGGAAUGUGGGAAAACCUUUAGUCAUUCCUCCUAGCUCUCUGAACACAUAAGAACUCACAACAGAAAGACUAUUCUGUGUCAAAAGUGGGGUGUUUCAUUCUUACUGCUAUAAUUUCAAACAGCAAAUUGUCAAAAGUCUGUGAUUAAGAACAAAGUUUCUCAGUGCAUAAGAAAGCAAUACAAACUCAAAGAAGGGGUCAUUAGAGCUACUCUGUGCCUUUGGGAGAAGUAACAGUUGUAACUCCUGUGCUGUCCUCAUCAGUGUUUAUUAAUUUCUUAGUCUAAGCUAAAUUUUACCUUAAAGUCUUUAGUUAUUACAAAUAAGGCUGCGGGGAAUAGCUUUGAACAAAUCUGAUUUUAUACUCCUUAAUGUUUUAUUGAUGUUAUUUUGCGUACAAUAAAAUAUAUCGAUCUUGUAUUUGAUGUAAGGGUGGUUUGUUUCCCUAUUUAUCCCAUUUCCUUCCAUUCUUUCCUAUAAGAAGUUUAACUAUUUUACCCUUUAUAAUCAGUAAGUUUCUUACAGGAGAAUACUUUGAGAAAGCAAAUAUUCUGUUUCUCAUGGUACUUUGGUCUGCUAAUUUAGUACUCAGUGAUAAUUAUUACCUUUGAGUAUUCUCACUGUGGCGAUUACUGAAUUGUAUUUUCUGUUCCAAUCAUUUCUUCUGUUUUUCUUUCCUCUUGGAAAGUUGAAAACCGUAGUGGUGUGGUUAAGAUGUAUGGCUGCUAACCCCAAGUUUGGCAGUUUGAAUCCACCAAGCACUCCUUGGAAACUUUAGGGAGGCAGUUCUGCUCUUUCCUGUUGGGUCGCUCUGUGUUGGAAUCAACUUGAUGGCAAUUAAUUUGGUUUGUUUUUCUUAUUGGAAUGUUAACUGUUUUACCCUUUAUACUUUGAGACUACAAAUAUUUUGUUUCUUUAUGGUACUUUGGCCUACUAAUUUUAGUACCCAUUGAUAAUUAUUACCUAUGAGUAUUCUUACUGUGUUAUUUACCAGCUGUUUUUUCUGUUCCGAUCAUUUCUUCUAUGUUUAUUGAUUGGCAUUCUGCAAGGAAUAGCUUUCCCUUCUCUCCCCUUUAUUUAUCAAAUUAUUUAUACAAGUAUAGGCUAAUCCAUAGUAUUUUUUUUUUCUCUUUUUUUCUAACUCAAAUUAUCACAGAUUGGUUCUUAGGAGUUCCCUUGAGUAGAUCCCGGUGCCCUACUGGUGCAGUGGUUCAGCGCUUAGCUGCUAACCAAAAGGUUGGCAGUUGGAAUCCACUGGCCACUCUCUGGAAAUCGUGGGGGGCAGUUCUACUGUUUCUUACAGGGUUGCGAUGAAUCAGAAUCAACUUGACAGCAAUAGGUUGCACUUUUUUUUUUAAGUAGGUUCGUUUAUUUUUUGGUGUGUUGUUUUUGAUAGGUGCCAUUGAGUCAGUUCUGACUCUAGCAACCCUGUGUACCACAGAACGAAACACUGCCUAGUCCUGUGACGUCCUCACAAUCGUUGUUCUGCUGGAGCCCAUCGUUGUAGCCACUGUUGAUCCAUUGGUUGAGGGUCUUCCUCUUUUUUGCUGACCCUUUUCUUUAACAGACAUGAUGUCCUUCUCCAGGGACUGAUCCCUCCUAAUAACACAUCCAGAGUAUGUGAGACAUAGUCUAGCUGUCCUUGCUACUAAGGAUUAUUCCGCUUGCACGGUUUUCAAGACAGAUUUUUUUCUUCUUUGGUAUACUCAA
Loxodonta africana (African savanna elephant) is the source of this 5074-nucleotide messenger RNA. RefSeq names its product zinc finger protein 883-like. The transcript has 4 exons. Lineage: Eukaryota; Metazoa; Chordata; Mammalia; Proboscidea; Elephantidae. The coding region runs from base 1575 to 3416 and encodes 613 amino acids. Gene Ontology annotation, biological process: regulation of DNA-templated transcription. The record is from RefSeq and is a predicted model, not a curated record.